UUUUUUAAAGAAACAGAAGAAUGAAUUUAACCAUUCGCAAAAAUGGCGACGAUUCAUAUACACAGCGGGAAAAACAAUUUAGAUUGUAAAAAUCGAACAAGUAAUAUUCAAAGUGUACCUUUUAAAGUCCAUGCCGACUGUGACGCUAAAGUUAACAAUUUUUUUAAUAAUUAUAUCAAAGCUGAUGAAAACGAACAAUUAACCUCUUCGUUUAGAGGAUAUCCUCUAAAAGGAAAACACGUAAACUUACCUGAUGGAUACUUUGGACUUGUUUUACAUGAAAGUAUUCGGCCCGAGACUGAGAAAUGCGAUAGAAAAUUAUAUGUUACUAAUAUGUUUUCACAGCUGACACAUUGGAAUUGGGAUAAACAGCCAAGCAAGAACGAUACCAUAGUCCAAGCUCUAGAUUGGAUUGACAUAGCGGAAGCACUUCACAGUCCCAUACUAGAAGAAUAACACUGAAUUUUCCAAAAAUUCCUUUUCUUCCAUCAUAGAUCAAAAGAAAAUGUGCCUUUUACUACAGAUACUUACACAACAAGUUACCAACACAAAAAUAAGGAGUUAGUGUAUUAUAUACAUAUUUUUUAAUUAUUCAAUAAUUGUUAAACACUCUGCAACUUGUUAUAAGUCUGGAUUUUUUGAAUUUUGUAUUUAGAUGUAAAAAAUAUUAACUUUUAUAGCGAAAUCAUGUUUUAAUAAUAAUAAUAUAUUUUAUAAUUUAAUAUCUAAUUAUUUAGUUUAUUAAUUAAAAUAAUAAGGCCCAAAAUUGGCUUGAAGUAAGUCCUUAUUUAAAAAUUUGUUGUGUAAAAAUGUAGUACCUAUCUAUUUCAUGUAAAAAUUGUUUGUUUAAUAAAAAUAAAACCAUUAA
Diabrotica virgifera virgifera (western corn rootworm) is the source of this 868-nucleotide messenger RNA. RefSeq lists its product as uncharacterized. Gene Ontology annotation, biological process: RNA catabolic process. The record is from RefSeq and is a predicted model, not a curated record. Bases 43 to 456 code for a protein of 137 amino acids. Gene Ontology annotation, cellular component: ribonuclease H2 complex. The transcript has 3 exons. Lineage: Eukaryota; Metazoa; Arthropoda; Insecta; Coleoptera; Chrysomelidae.